Molecule: messenger RNA, 856 nt
Organism: Polyodon spathula (Mississippi paddlefish)
Lineage: Eukaryota; Metazoa; Chordata; Actinopteri; Acipenseriformes; Polyodontidae
Product: ergosterol biosynthetic protein 28 homolog
Exons: 5
Coding region: 129-560 (143 amino acids)
Cellular component (GO): membrane; endoplasmic reticulum
Molecular function (GO): protein-macromolecule adaptor activity
Source: RefSeq, a predicted model, not a curated record
GACAAGUUUUUACAAAUAGCCAAUUAAUACCGGAGGGGCGGGACAGUGAGUAUCUACUUGGGCCAGGCUGUGUGUUAUUGAUAAUGGUAUGUUGUUGAGUGGUUUGUAGGUAGCAGACGUGUGUUGAAAUGGGUCGGUUCCUUAACGUGCUCCGCAGCUGGCUCGUAAUUGUGUCCGUGAUUGCCGUGGGAAAUUCAGUCCAGAGUUUUCUGGAUCACAGCUUCCUCUCGGAGAAACUAUACACCGGAAGGCCAGACUUUGUAAAUGGUCUUCAAGCUCGAACCUUUGGAAUCUGGACCCUGCUCUCCUCUGUCAUUCGAUGUGCCUGUGCAAUAGACAUACAGAACAAAACGUUGUAUCAUAUCACACUGGGGACCUUUGUUCUGGCGCUUGGUCAUUUCCUGUCCGAGGCAUUUAUUUACAAAACUGCUCCACUGACAAUUGGUGUUAUGGCCCCUCUAAUUGUAGCAAGUGUUUCUAUUGUUGCGAUGAUGAUCGGUUUUCAGUGUGUGGCUGUGCCAGAGGAAGUGAUGAGAGCCCACCAGAAAAAAAGAAACUGAAUGUCUGGGAGGCGGCGGGGGAUGGACAGGAGAAGGUUCAGGAAACAAUGUAAUUACUGCACACAUCUUACUAUAAUAUAUACAUACAUACACUGAGCAUCAAAAGAAACAUUUAUAUUUGAGCAUCAAAAGAAAUGGGUCACUGAUAUUUGGAUAAAAUUCACUAGAUGUGAUCAAAAAAAUGACAAACUUUGUUUUAGAGCAUGGACUUUUGUGCCGAUCAUAGUCACUCAAGCAUGUCAUGGUCAAGGGUCAAUGACCAAGUGAUUAAAAAGAAACCAAAAACAUUUCGUCAC